UCAUCCUCCACCACAUCUCUUUUAGAGUAACGCUGUUAAUACAAUCAGUCCAAUUUUGCAGUAGAAGACCAGGACCCCCCUCCCUCUUACUGAAAUAUCACGUCAAACCAUAACAAGAUGGCCUCCAUGUCUGUGGACCCAGUGACAGAGCCUCGGAUGUAUCAGCAAACGCUACUACAAGAUGGGCUGUGUGAUCUUCUGGAGACUAACAAGUUUGUGGACUGUAUUCUGAAGAUCAAAGACAGAGAGUUUCCUUGUCAUCGGCUGGUGCUAGCUGCCAGCAGCCCUUACUUCAAAGCCAUGUUCCUCUCAGAUCUGGAGGAGAGCAAAAAACAGGAGAUUGUUCUAAAAGACAUAGAGCCUGGAGUCAUGGGAAUGAUCCUGAGAUACAUAUACACCUCGGACAUCAAUCUUACUGAGCAGAAUGUCCAAGACAUUUUCAUGGCAGCCAACAUGUACCAGAUACCUUCAAUCUUCAGUGUGUGUGUGUCCUAUCUGCAACAGAAACUGGUUCUCAGUAACUGUCUGGCCAUCUUCAGACUGGGGCUGUUACUGGACUGUCCACGCUUGGCUAUGGAGGCGCGAGACUUCAUCUGCGAACGGUAUCAACUCAUCAUCCGGGACCAGGACUUCCAUCAACUCGGCCCCAGUGAGUUGGCUGCUAUCAUCACAUGUGACUCCCUGAAUGUUGAGCGAGAAGAGCUGGUGUUUGAGUCUUUAAUGGACUGGGUUCAGUAUGACACGGUGGAAAGGCUAAAGGACUUGCCAAAACUUCUCCACUGUGUACGCUUCCGUCUUAUGCCAACAAGUUACUUUAAUGAGAAAGUAGAGGGUCAUCGAUUAAUCAAGAUGAACCAGGAGCUCAAGAAGGAGCUCCAGCUUAUCAAGGAUGCACAGAGAGGACUGCUACAUAGGGUCAAGAGGUCAUCGCAUGGGAAGGAAGGAGCAACGGCAUAUUGUGAUGAUGAGGAUGAAGAGGGUUUGCUGCCAGGGAUCCUAAACGACAACCCACGUUUUGGGAUGUUUCAAACAGACCUUAUAUUAAUGAUUAGCAAUGCAGGAACGGUAGCCUACGAGCCUGUCUCAAAUGAGUGCUAUAUGGCAUCAUCAUCCACAGAGAUCCCAAAGAAUCACUGCAGUAUUGUCACAAAGGAGAAUCAGAUCUUUGUUGCUGGAGGUCUCCUGUACAGUGAGGAAAAUAAAGAUGUGCCUUUGAGUUCAUACUUUCUGCAGUUUGAUCCUAUGAGUUCAGAAUGGUUGGGGAUGCCUUCACUACCGAACCCUCGCUGCCUGUUUGGCCUGGCAGAGGCUGAGAACUCCAUCUAUGUGGUUGGAGGAAAAGAACUGAAGGAGGGAGAACAUGCACUUGAUUCUGUUAUGAUCUACGACAGACAGUCAUUCAAAUGGGGAGAGUCUGACCCUCUUCCGUAUGCAGUUUAUGGACAUGGAACCAUCUCACACAAAGGGCUGGUCUAUACGAUAGGUGGAAAAACUGAGAGCAAGAAGUGCCUAAGGAGAGUGUGUGUCUAUGACCCCACCAAGUUUGAAUGGAAGGAUCUGGCACCUAUGAAAACAGCCCGCUCACUGUUUGGCACUGCUGUUCACAAAGACAAAAUCUAUGUAGUGACUGGAGUCACUGAUAACGGUCUUACUAGCAGUGUGGAGGUCUAUGACAUUGCCCUCAACUCCUGGUCAGAGUUUGUAGAGUUCCCUCAGGAGAGGAGCUCUCUUAACCUGACCGAACUGGGUGGCUGCUUGUAUGCUGUGGGGGGUUUUGCCAUGAUGCCCAAUGAGACCACAGACAAAAUGGAGCCCACUGAGAUGAAUGACAUAUGGAGGUUUGAUGAGGAGCAGAACUGUUGGAAUGGGAUCCUGAGAGAGAUUUGUUAUGCUGCAGGGGCCACAGUGCUUGGAGUGCGUCUGAACACAUUGCGACUCACAAAGAUGUGAUCUACAGCUGUCAUCUAUAGACAAAAUAUAUCAGAUGUACUACAAGAGCAACACUGCAAAACAAUGAACACUGUCCUCCUCUUUAUGAAUGAGCUAAAAGUAUCUCCAAAUUCCAUUGUAUCUUUACUAAUGAAUUUUACAGACAUAGCUUGCUUAAUGUUGAUAUAGUUAGUUUGUGAAAGAUCUGAAGGUAAUAUGUGUUGUAAAUGUUGCAAGUUAUUAUGAAACUGAGUUGGUCUGUCUACAGCAAAUCCUCUAAAAAAAAGAUGCUGCUGUUUCCAAGAACACUCAGCAGAUGGAAACAAAGACAAGACCAUUCGUUUUUCAUAGGAUUGCUUUGUUAGUCAUUUUUGGUAAUUAACUGCAGGAUCAUUUGACCUAAUUUAAAUAUCCAUGUACAUUGAUGUCUAUCAUUCUAUUAUAUGUUAUAUUUCAUAUCACUAUAAGUUAAUAUUUUAAAAUUAUGACCAAGUACAAUGUGAAAAUUAGUUAAAUAAAAGGAAACAAUAAAAAAAAAAAAACUUAAUAUAGACAGAUACCAAACUAAAAGGAAAACACUUACAUCAUACAUUUUCAAUUGUUAAAUGUCAGUACACACAUACAUUUUCCAAAGCCACCUGAACAUAACGAAGAAAUAAAAAGAAAUUAUUAAUUGUGGAAUAA
This is a messenger RNA of Myxocyprinus asiaticus (Chinese sucker), 2613 nucleotides long. Its product is annotated as kelch-like protein 40a. The transcript is spliced from 6 exons. NCBI's taxonomy places the organism in Eukaryota, Metazoa, Chordata, Actinopteri, Cypriniformes, Catostomidae. Gene Ontology annotation, molecular function: protein binding. The record is from RefSeq and is a predicted model, not a curated record. The coding region runs from base 118 to 1950 and encodes 610 amino acids.